AUGUCGUGGUUCAGCGGCAUCCUGGUGCCCAAGGUGGAUGAGCGGAAGACGGCAUGGGGGGAGCGCAACGGCAAGAAGGGCACCCGUCCCCGCCCUGCCCUCUGCGGCCCCCGCUACAUGAGCUGCCUGCAGGACCCUGAGAUGGAGCGGGGCGGGGGGCCCCCCCGGGGGCUGCGCUGCACCUGGCAGGAGGACCACUAUGGCAAGAAGGGGCCUGUGGGCGACCUGGGGCUCAAAUCGGUGGACCUAGGCUUGGAGGAUGGCGAAGCCAAGGGGCCGAAGGGGGCUGGGGGGCGGCCAUCAGCUGGCGAGUGCUGGCAGCGGCUGCUCCAGCUCAGCGCCAAUGCCCUGAUCUUUCUCUGCACCAAUGUGGUGGGGGUCUGCACCCACUACCCGGCCGAGGUGUCAGAGCGCCUGCUGCUCUCAGUGCUGCCCCAGCAUGUGGCCAUGGAGAUGAAGGAGGACAUCAACACCAAGAAGGAGGACAUGAUGUUCCACAAGAUCUACAUCCAGAAGCACGACAAUGUCAGCAUCCUCUUUGCGGACAUCGAGGGCUUCACCAGCCUGGCCUCACAGUGCACGGCCCAGGAGCUGGUGAUGACGCUCAACGAGCUCUUUGCUCGCUUUGACAAACUGGCGGCGGAGAACCACUGCCUGCGCAUCAAGAUCCUGGGGGACUGCUACUACUGCGUGUCGGGGCUGCCGGAGGCACGUGGGGACCACGCACACUGCUGCGUGGAGAUGGGGGUUGACAUGAUCGAAGCCAUCUCGCUGGGGGGUGAGGUGACGGGGGUGAACGUGAACAUGCGCGUGGGCAUCCACAGCGGGCGGGUGCACUGUGGCGUCCUGGGGCUGCGCAAGUGGCAGUUCGAUGUCUGGUCCAACGAUGUGACUCUCGCCAAUCACAUGGAAGCGGGCGGCAAAGCCGGGCGCAUCCACAUCACCUGGGCAACACUGCAGUACCUGAAUGGGGACUAUGAGGUGGAGCCGGGCCACGGGGGUGAGCGCAAUGCCUACCUCAAGGAGCACAACAUUGAGACUUUCCUUAUCGUCGGCUGCAGCCAGAAGCGCAAGGAGGAAAAAGCCAUCCUGGCCAAGCUGCAGCGGGCUCGUGCCAACUCGACAGAAGGGCUGGUGCCGCGCUGGGUGCCCGAGCGCUCCUUCUCCCGCACCAAGGACUCCAAGGCCUUCCGGCAGAUGGGCAUUGAUGACUCCAGCAAGGACAACCGUGGUGCCCAGGAGGCCCUCAACCCUGAGGAUGAGGUGGAUGAGUUCCUCAGCCGGGCCAUUGACGCCCGCAGCAUCGACCAGCUCCGAAAGGACCACGUCAAGAAGUUCCUGCUCACCUUCCAGACACCUGAGCUGGAGAAGAAGUACUCCAAAAAGGUGGAUGACCGCUUUGCUGGCUACGUGGCCUGCACCCUCCUCGUCUUCUGCUUCAUCUGCUGCCUCCAGAUCGUGGUGUUCCCCCAUUCCCCAGUGAUGCUCGGCAUUUACGUCAGCAUCUUCAUCCUCCUUGCUGCCAUCCUCUUCGUCUGUGCCGUUUACUCCUGCAUCACUCUCUUCCCCACCACCCUGCAGCAGCUGUCCCAGAAGAUUGUCCAGUCCCGCGCUCACAGCACCAUCAUUGGGGUCUUCACCAUCCUCCUUGUCUUCAUCGCUGCCUUCGUCAACAUGUUUGCCUGCAGCCGGGGGGCCCUGCGGGACUGCGCUGCCCAUGAGCUCAACAUCCCCCCCGAGGCUGUGGGACCCUGCCAGCUUCGGGCCCUCAACUUCUCCCUGGGGACACCUGCGGGUCCCUGCCACCAUGAUGGGCUGGCCUGUGACUUCCCUGAGUACUUCAACUACAGCGUGGUGCUGAGCCUGCUGGCCUGCUCCGUCUUCCUGCACAUCAGCAGCAUCGGCAAGCUGCUGCUCAUGGUGGCCAUCGAGGCCACCUACCUGGUGCUGGUGGAGGGGCCGCAGGCCACCCUCUUUGACAACGCUGACCUGCUGGUGGUGGCCAACGCCCUCCCGGCGGAGGGGAAGGUGGCCCUGCGGUACAUCACCCCCGUCAUCCUGGCCAUCUUCGCGCUGGCGCUGUACCUGCACGCGCAGCAGGUUGAGUCCACCGCCCGCCUCGACUUCCUCUGGAAGCUGCAGGCGACGGGCGAGAAAGAGGAGAUGGAGGAGCUGCAGGCGUACAACCGGCGGCUACUGCACAACAUCCUGCCCAAGGAUGUGGCAGCACAUUUCCUAGCGCGGGAGCGUCGCAACGAUGAGCUCUACUAUCAGUCCUGCGAGUGCGUGGCUGUCAUGUUUGCCUCCAUCAGCAACUUCUCUGAGUUCUACGUCGAGCUGGAGGCCAACAAUGAGGGUGUUGAGUGCCUGCGGCUGCUCAACGAGAUCAUUGCCGACUUCGAUGAGAUCAUCAGCGAGCAGAAGUACCGUCAGCUGGAGAAGAUCAAGACAAUCGGCAGCACCUACAUGGCGGCCUCAGGGCUCAAUGCCUCCACCUACGACCGGGAGGGCCGGAGCCACAUCGCGGCGCUGGCCGACUAUGCCAUGCACCUGAUGGAGCAGAUGAAGUACAUCAACGAGCACUCCUUCAACAACUUCCAGAUGAAGAUCGGCCUGAACAUGGGGCCGGUGGUGGCAGGGGUGAUCGGAGCACGCAAGCCACAGUACGACAUCUGGGGCAACACUGUCAAUGUCUCCAGCCGCAUGGACAGCACCGGUGUCCCUGAUCGCAUCCAGGUGACAACGGACCUGUACCAGGUGCUGGCAGCCAAGGGCUACGUGCUGGAGUGCCGGGGGCUGGUCAAGGUCAAGGGCAAGGGGGAGAUGACCACCUACUUCCUCAACGCUGGCCCUGGAGGGAGUUAG
Charadrius vociferus (killdeer) is the source of this 2865-nucleotide messenger RNA. It is a transcript of the gene ADCY6, whose product is annotated as adenylate cyclase 6. Gene Ontology annotation, molecular function: adenylate cyclase activity. Gene Ontology annotation, cellular component: plasma membrane. The transcript is spliced from 20 exons. Gene Ontology annotation, biological process: intracellular signal transduction; adenylate cyclase-inhibiting G protein-coupled receptor signaling pathway; cAMP biosynthetic process. The coding region runs from base 1 to 2865 and encodes 954 amino acids. Lineage: Eukaryota; Metazoa; Chordata; Aves; Charadriiformes; Charadriidae. The record is from RefSeq and is a predicted model, not a curated record.